AUGUCCUCCUCUAUCAAUAUCCCGAGCAGAUCCUCGUACGGUGAGAGCAGUAAGGCUGCACCAAGCUCCAGCUCGACAUCCUCUUAUUCCAGUUCUCCUCAAACACCACAAAACCAAACUGCCUCCUCUUCUACUUCUCCCAGUUCAUCCUAUGGUCAUAAUCGGAGACCUAGCUUGCUCAGCUCGUCACUUUCGAAGCAAGAGCACACUGUCAUCAACAUUGGUGAUCCCGAUGGGGUUCCGCGUCUGCAAAUUAACGCUAUGCUAGAAAUCUUCCUCCCCUCCUAUGUCGAAUGCGACUUCGAAUCCCUCGAGCGAAAGCGUGACCCCGUCCAUGAGAUCGUCCUCAGUGACGAGGAGAUCAAAGAGAUGCUCCCUCAAUAA
Molecule: messenger RNA, 384 nt
Organism: Lachnellula hyalina
Lineage: Eukaryota; Fungi; Ascomycota; Leotiomycetes; Helotiales; Lachnaceae
Exons: 3
Coding region: 1-384 (127 amino acids)
Source: RefSeq, a predicted model, not a curated record